AUGCUACCAACAUUUCAUCAGUACAUAAAAAGACGUAUUGCGCUUGCAAUGGGAUUGCAAGGCAUAACAAUAUUCAUACUUUUUCUGUGCACCUUAACUACGCCAGUUUUGAAGAAUUCAGGAUUAGCUGAAUAUAAUGGCACCGUAUAUGGAGUGUAUGGUUAUUCUAAGUUACAAAAAGACUAUGAACCUUCAUCUGUUGUCAGUAUGUUUGCCCCUGUCUACAAAUCAGAGUCAUCUGGGUGGUUAAUCUCAUCGUUCUCUAGAGAAUAUUUAUCCAAUUUAAUGGUACUCUUUCCUAUUUUAACGGUCUAUAGCCUUCUUAUAUUUUUAACAAGUUUCAUUACUUUAUUAGUGGCAUUGUAUCACUCCCAGUCCCUUAAUGGAUUGAGAAAAAUAAUUUUUAUCAAUACCCUAUGCUUCACUUUUGCCUUUCUACUGUCAGUGAUGACAUGCAUUGAGAUAUUUUUACUGUUUAUGCCACACGUUACUAUCUUCUCGUGGUUGACAUUGGUGUUGCCAUUGGUUUGGUAUGUAAAUAAACUUCAAUUAAGCAAAUCAAUCAUAUUUCUGGACGAAAUGGAGACAGCAUUCAAUAACAUACACAAAUGA
Molecule: messenger RNA, 612 nt
Organism: Kazachstania africana CBS 2517
Lineage: Eukaryota; Fungi; Ascomycota; Saccharomycetes; Saccharomycetales; Saccharomycetaceae
Gene: DCV1
Product: Dcv1p
Exons: 1
Coding region: 1-612 (203 amino acids)
Cellular component (GO): cell division site; growing cell tip; plasma membrane
Source: RefSeq, a predicted model, not a curated record